Phytophthora sojae is the source of this 315-nucleotide messenger RNA. RefSeq lists its product as hypothetical. The record is from RefSeq and is a predicted model, not a curated record. Lineage: Eukaryota; Oomycota; Peronosporomycetes; Peronosporales; Peronosporaceae. The annotation marks the transcript as partial. The transcript has 2 exons.
AUGAAGCCUAACGCCGCUUCUAGCACCCGAGCACCGUUUCGACUGUCUAAAACGGAGCAAGAAGCAUUGGAAAAGUUCGUCGCGGAAAACAUGAAGAAAGGGUGGAUAGAAGUCUCCAAUUCACCCUGGGUCUCCAAUAUCUUCGAAUGGCUGCGAUCCGGGAAUAGUUCCAUUCCGAUUCGUUGGGUCAUCGACUUCCGCUAUGUCAACAGUCAGACGAAGAUCCCGAAGAUUCCAUUACCGCUAAUCGAGGCAAUCUUUGACAAGAUGGUCGGCUGCACAGUGUUUACGGUUCUGGACCUGGCCCAAGGUUAC